Molecule: messenger RNA, 1723 nt
Organism: Paramacrobiotus metropolitanus
Lineage: Eukaryota; Metazoa; Tardigrada; Eutardigrada; Parachela; Macrobiotidae
Product: DENN domain-containing protein 11-like
Exons: 9
Coding region: 200-1522 (440 amino acids)
Cellular component (GO): lipid droplet
Source: RefSeq, a predicted model, not a curated record
CAAGCUCCAGCUGUUAUUUAAAGCAUGCAGCUGAUCUACGCUGCUUUCGAAAUCGAUUGUAUCUCUAUUUUUUGCCUCUUUUUUUGUAUAUUUACCAAUAACUCUGUGUCGAUAUUAUUAUUGACAGAUCAUUUUACUGGCAAGUGGCGAACAGGUUGAUUGACGGGGCAUUUUAUCGUAGUCGACGCACAGGCAUAUAAUGGUCUCACGAGCGCAUCCACACGGGGACGAUGAUAUCCGUCUUUUAGGAGACGACUCCUUCGAACAAUCGGACGAAAAAGAUAAUCUGAUCUCUUUCGAUGAUACUUCCGGAUUGCGCCACCGCGGACCCUCUUCCAGCCACAAGAAACCGCUAUCUGCAGCCAGGUCCGUAUCACCAUCAUCCGCGCAGGAUUCUCCGAAGGGUCCCGUUGUAGCCGUCUUUGUUGUCGUUUUUGACGCCAAGCAAGGAAACCGCAUAGAAUGGUCGCACACUGUGGAUGGCAGUGUUGAUAUUGGAGGUGUGGAGUACAAGGCUCUGCCAAGCGGCGCUCAUACCGUUUCUUCCGAUUCUUUGACAUUCAAGAUAGGAUCGUAUUAUGGGGUGGCAUAUUUCCGCACAGAAACCGACAAGUCCAGUGCGCGUGGCGCCGUGUUUCGUUCCUGUGGGCUGCUGGGCCGCCGGUUGGAGGAUAUCGUGGGAUUUCGCACAGUGCUGCAGUCCGAAUUGAGUCAAGGGAAGCACUCAACCGGUGACUACCAUGUAUUGGAAGAUCUAGUCGGUGGACGCUCAGAUUUUGUAGACAAUGCCUUUACUCCAGUAAUGGAACGAGUCAACAAAUCAGAAAUCGAGCUGAUGCACGAUAACAAAAUUGUACGCGAUUUCUGCACUUUGCUGGGCGCAGAUAUAUUCCGCUUGUGGAAAUGUGUUUUACUGCGCAAGCGCAUACUUAUCCUGGGCACACCGCCAUUUGCUGAUCUUUGCCAUAUAGCACAUUUGUGCUCCCUUAUUGGAAAUUACGACAUUAGCAGCCCGCUGAGACCGGAUUACAAUUUGCUUCUCUAUGUGGAUCUAAAUGAUAUCGAUAAACUCCGCCAAUCAAAAACCUUCGUUGCAUGCACUUCUGAGCUGAUAUACCAGUUAAAAAAUGACUGCUACGAUGUACUUAUAAUGAAGAAUCAACUGCACAUACAGGAUCCGGCCUUGCAGCGAACCUGCCUGACAAGCGCCAUGGAAAAGGAAAAUUUUUCCGAGUUGAUGCACGAUUAUAAUUUGCGAUCUUCCAUAAUGCAUGUCGAUUCGGGAAGGUUCGACGCGACGGAAUUCGUUGGAGGAUAUUUUACGGCUCUGAACGAAAAGAUUCUGUCGGCCUUCCAUGCUGCAGAUUGUACAGCGGAACAAACGAUAGCAGAUUCCGCUUUGGAGGAUUUAUCACUGAAUCCUGCGUCGGAUGUACCUUUCCUGCAAGCUUUAGCUAACAUGCAUUGUCCGUCCAUUCGAGUUCAACGCCAGCCGCUAUGUCCGCAGUGCCAUUUGUGUUGAUUCUGCAGUUGCUUUCGGUCAGGGUUUGUGAUACAACAAGAUUUAGAGAGAGAUAUUUUUUUAUUUGGAAUACUCUACAGUCUUUGUAUGUUCCAGUUUGAUUUUAUGGGAAAUAUUGCUUUCCGUCCUUUUGUAAUGUUCUGUUUUUAUUUUUUUACCCGUGAAAAAUUGUAUGGGAAAUGGUUUUAAAUAAAUUUAUUG